Molecule: messenger RNA, 1875 nt
Organism: Thermothielavioides terrestris NRRL 8126
Lineage: Eukaryota; Fungi; Ascomycota; Sordariomycetes; Sordariales; Chaetomiaceae
Exons: 4
Coding region: 1-1875 (624 amino acids)
Source: RefSeq, a predicted model, not a curated record
AUGCCGACGGCCAACCGAAAGCCCCGCGAUCCCAACCUUCCAGCAGAGGCGUGGGAACCCUUCAAGGAACAUAUCAAACAGCAUCUCAGGGCCGGUGGAACAGUGAAACAAUUGAUGGAGUUUAUGGAGCGGACUUUUGGUUUCAAAGCCAGCCUGAGGCAAUAUCGACAUCGCAUCAGCCAGUGGGGCUUGGACACGAAGGUAAAGAAGCAUGAGAUGGAGGCAAUAGUUCGAGUGCAGCACAGGCGGCGUCUAAAAGAGCCUGGCAAGAAUGAGCUCGCAUUCUGGGUGAGGGACCGGCUGGUUCCUAAACACAAAAUCGACAGGUUUCAGAAGGCGAACGGGAUCCCAAAUGACGUUCCGUACUCCCCACCAUCUCACGGACCAACACCACCGUCCGUCAGGUACCAAACCGUUUCCCCUCCGGGGACGCCUCAACCAACGACCUCUCAGCCAGUCGUUUUUCAAAAUUCGGAACCCCCUGCUCAGGUCUCGGUGCCCACAGAUGCAACCAUCGAGGAAGGUGCAGGGACAUUAAGAUCACCAGACUGGCCUGAGGGGGCAACUCGGCGUCACCAGGGUUUAGCCAGCUCUUCCCACUCACAAGACCCGAGGCCCUCGCAACCGUUUUGGGACUUCAUGGAUGUUGAGAUGGAACUGCGGCAGGAUCGCCCGAUCCAUCCUGAGCCUCAAGGGACCGUCCCCAGCCGGCUCACGCCAGGCCCAGACCAGAACAGCACCAUUGCCUCCGACCUCAUUUCCGCUGAUGCCACCACCUUCGGCUUGUCUUUGCCUGACAUUUCUGAUCUCUCGAUGCCCAUGUCCGACCUUAACUUCCGCGAGGACCAUGUUGAGUCGACCUCCCUAGCACCUCUAGCGCAGGACGGUGCAGCUGGGCCAUUGAUGGACAUACCCCCAACUCCCGGCCCGGUGGCAGAAGUGGGAGAGCGGUACAAUCAUCAAGCGCGGCAGCACGGCUCCGAAGGCGACGGCAAUUCACGCUCGGAUGACUUGUUCGAUCAGAUAAUCCGGAUUGAUGAGGCUUCAGGCGAUCUCGGACCAUGCGCCACAGCCUCCAGCGCUCUCGGCGAUGAACACACUCCAUCACCUGCUCGAGCUCCCACAGAAGCCGAGGAGGGGCCAGGUCGAGACCCAACACCAACACCCAAGGAGCCACAGCAGGCCGGUCGCCGGUCUCCCAAAGGCAAAGGUCCCGACCUCCCAUCGCGCACCACAGCCGCGGGAGAAACGUCAGACACACUGGGACGGGAUUCGCCGUCCCCAUCAGACUCUGCGUCCGAUUUGGCUCUCAAGCGGGACUUGGCAUCCGACCUGGCACGCAUCAAAAGCUACCUGGAUUCCAGAAAUACGAAAGCCGCGAUGUCACUCUUUCACAAGCUCUUAGAGCGACUUUCCGAGCCAGUGGAACACGGAUUCCUCCCGCGCACACGCACACUCAUCAUGGCGUUUGACAACCGGCCCCGUUUUGUGGAGCUCCGAGAGCUGAUAACGGGCUUUGAGGCCGCCAUCCGGCGUGAGAGCACUCAGCUCGGUCGCCACCAUCCUCGGACGCUGCAUCUUCGAGUUGCCUUUGUCCAUCUCAUCCUGAAAAUGCUCCGUGACUCGAAAGAGAAAGAGGAGCGACUGGGCGAGGACGAAGUCGAGGAGAUCAUGCGCAUCUCGCACUCACAACUGAGAGAAAUCUAUGGAUGUUGCUUUACCGGCGACGCCCUGGAACGUUUUGUUCCAUCUCUCGACGACGACACGACGGACGACAAAGAGAAGCUCGACCACCUGGUUCCAGAUUACUCUUUUCUGAAGACUUUUGUGACGGCUUGUGCAAAGCCACCCUCCCUGGUCGUCGUAAGGAUGUGA